Messenger RNA from Stegostoma tigrinum, 5188 nucleotides. It is a transcript of the gene otud3, whose product is annotated as OTU deubiquitinase 3. Gene Ontology annotation, biological process: protein deubiquitination. Lineage: Eukaryota; Metazoa; Chordata; Chondrichthyes; Orectolobiformes; Stegostomatidae. The coding region runs from base 529 to 1716 and encodes 395 amino acids. The record is from RefSeq and is a predicted model, not a curated record. The transcript has 9 exons. Gene Ontology annotation, molecular function: cysteine-type deubiquitinase activity.
AUUGAGAAGAGGAUUAAAGGUCCUGGUUGGAGUAGGUUCCAGAACAGAUUGAUGGCUAGUUGAGUGGUUUGCUGAAGUUAGUCCCAGCGCUGCGGACGCUAGGAAGGUUGGAAGCCAAAGGCCGCGGUUUCGCGGCUGCCGGGUUUUUUUUUGGAGGUUCACGCCGUGAGAGCCGCCUUCCGUGCGUGAGGGAGCCGGCAGCUUCAGGCCCCUGGGACCCGCCUCCCCAGCCCUGGCGCUAGUCACCUCCGGCGGGCGGCGCCGACACGCAAAGCCCGAGGCUUCAGACUUGGCUCUAGGCCCUACUUGAAAAGAAUAAAACCGGCAGCGGAACUUGGGGUUUCCUCCUUCAGUUGGAGGGCAAGGCCAGAGUGUCCUUGGCUCCGGUUUCUCGCCCUCCACCCCAAGCCUUGCAUCUUCUUCUGCAGUUGGACCCUGUCACUGUGCUGAUACUCUGCCCUAUUGCCUAUCUGAUGAUCCUGGUUCGCUCUCUGCAGCUUCCAUGUGGUCCUAGCCGGCCUGUGAGCCAUGUCCAAGAAGCAAGCGGUCAAAACCAGGACUAACAAGAAACUGGAUUUGGAGCGGAAAAGAGACGAAAAGGCGGUGAGACGAGCCCUGGCUAAAGAGAGGAAGAACAGGCCCCAGGAGGGAUCAGAGGAUGAAGAGUUUUUGAGCUUUGCCAACCAACUGCUGGCCAUGGGACUCAAACUCAGGGAAGUUCCUGGUGAUGGGAAUUGUCUCUUUCGUGCGCUCGGAGAUCAGCUAGAAGGUCACUCUCGAAACCACCUAAAACACCGGAGGGAAACAGUGGACUUCAUGAUAAAACAUCGUCAAGAUUUUGAACCAUUUGUUGAGGAUGAUGUCCCUUUUGAUCGAUAUGUUGCGAAUCUGGAAAAGCCGGGCACAUUUGUUGGCAAUGAUGUGAUUGUCGCCUUCGCAAGGAACAACCAAGUGAAUAUUGUGAUUCACCAGCUUAACGCCCCACUUUGGCAGGUUUUUGGAACCCGCAAGAGUAAUGCUAUAGAGCUGCACAUUGCCUACAGAUAUGGGGAGCACUAUGACAGCGUACGCAUGCUGAAUGAUAAUUCAGAAGCACCUGCAAAUCUAAAGACAGAGAUGCUCAUUAAAGAUGAAGGAAAGAAGAAAGAUCGAAACAAAAUCAGUCCUUACCAGAUGGAAGAUAUACGGGAUUUUGAAAGGGAAGUGACCAAGACUGAUUUGGACGAUGCAAUUCAGAAAGUACGCAAUGCAACGGGGUGCAUGGACACCGAUGUGAUUAUUCAGAAUCUGGAAGCUGAAAACUACAACAUAGGGUCUGUAAUAUUUGCAAUUUUGCAAACAGAUGAACUGAAGAAUAGCAAUAGUGAUGAAGAUUCCAACAAAACCAGUUCUAAUUGCAGCCCUCCGAACAUGUCACCCCUAUGGAUGGAGAAUGGAACUGGUAACAGGAUUUUUGGAAAUCACACUGUCAAUGCUGAAGAGUUUGAAAACAACAGGUGGCCUAAUGACAUAGAAGAAAACAAAAGGACCAAAAAUAAGGUAACGAACAAGCAGCGAAAAGAACAGCAAAGGUUGGAAAAGAAGAAACGACAGGAGGAACGACACCGGCAGAAGGUCCUAGAGAGCAGGAGCAAUAAUAUGGAAGACAACGGGACUGAUAGAGACUUUCAAGCACCAGUUACCCUAGUGAAAACAUUUACAACUUUAAAUAUUUGAUCUGUGGAUAGCAGCCAGCAAUCAUCUGACAUUGAAUGGGUUUCAUUAGUCUCCUGAGUGGGGGAUAACAUCGUGGGAGUUGGAGAAGUUUUCUGAUGCUGCUCUCGAUUUAAGAAAAUAUUUGAUUUCACAUCUUCUUCAAGAACUUGUUUUCUUUGCAAACUUGCACAUAGGCAAACAGGAAGAAAUGGCCGAAAAGGUGGAAGCGUCGAUUAUUUGCAUUUUACAAAUGCAGUAAAUCUUCAAAGAGUAACAAGUCAGAAUUUAAAUAAGCAUUGUGAAAUGUAUGUUUAGAUGAAAUAGCAGUAAAUGGACUUACAGACAAGAAAGUUCUUUAAUAAUUGCAAACAUGGGUUAGAUGCUGGCUAUAAUAUGUUUUACGUUGUCACAUGCUCCUUACACCUUCAUUAAUAUUCAUUACUGGAAGUGAAAUAUGAGGCCCUUUCUUGAGAAGCUGCAUUAUACACUGGCUUUUGCAUAUUGUACAUUUCUAAAACCAUCACUGAUAUAGUGUUCACAAGAUGGUGUUUUCCUGUAGGCAUCAGGAGGGGUAGGGCCAUAAACACUUUUGGAAGUGAAGCUGUUCCAUUUUUUUAAUCCUUACCAGGACUUUAUUUUUAAGUAAAGAGUACAAAUAUGCUGCUAAUCACCAAAAAUGAAGUUCUUUUCCAUACAGAAUGUGCUAACAACUUUAUCUUAGUAGGCUCAAUGGCUGUUAAUCUAGUAUAAAGCAAGUAGAAGAACUGCAACUUUUGAUUAGCACCAGACGUUCCUAUGUCGAACUCAUUAAAGCUUUGUCAGAGAUAUUUUUGGAGGUGACUUAAGUUAAUUAAUCUCCUGAAUUUGUUUAUUGAAUUUCUACCUCUUGAGAAUUUUCCUUGCUUGAAAGUAAGGAAUCAUUUGAUUGUGGAAAGUGGUUCAGAAUAGCCACUAAGUGUUUGAAACAGUAAUUCUUAUGGACAACAAAGGAAGACAGCUGGUCAUCCUAUAAUGCUUGUGUUUACUCUAUUUUUCCUCUGUAUAUAAAAUAAUAAAUAUCUGUUCACCCCAUUGAGAAACUAAGCUUAUUAAACAAUUUCUAGAAGUUUUAUUUCUGUCACAAUGAUUUGGAAUGUGUAAAACAACCUAAAAGUGGCCAGUUGUUACUUUCUUCAAACACAAACCAGUAUGGAUUGACAGUUGGCUUAUAUACCUCAUUAGUGGCUUAUUUAAUGUAUAACAGGUCAGAAAUUGUUACUAAAAAUCUAUUCUUUACAUUUUUUUUAAAAAACACUAUCUGUUAUCAGUUGUGCAUUUUGCAUCAAUGGCCACAGCAUCCAAAUUUGAUCAGCCUAGUAUCUCUGGUUGUUGCAGUUAGAGAUCGAAGUAGGAUUCUGGGAGAUAUUCUCUUUUGAAUGUUCAUUCUGUGGCUAACCAGUUGCUAAAACUGGGUAUGAUACAUUUUUGCCAAUGUCCUCAGAGCAGUGAAAAAUCUUAGUCUAUGUGUGUCUCUAUUUUCGUGCUAUUUGUCGGAAUUUGAUUGUCCCAGGGGCAAUCAGAAGGGAAUACAUGCUGGCAAAAUAAAUCUUUGCGGUUUUUCAAAGAAAUUUAAUCCCAAAUUUUAAUUUUGCAGAUGAAAGAAAAAUUGAAUCAAAGGAAUUUGUUUAUUACAAGUUUUCAUUCUAGUCUGUACAAAAGGUUAUUGUUUUUAAAUGUUAAAAUUCACUUCUCUCAAAGCUACAAGAAUGUUAAGACAUAAUAAAUUUGGAACAAAUUAUGUUUGAGGUUUUAAUUAUUUGCUACAAAUCCCAAACUGUUGUAUACAGUGUUGGUUUAGUAAUAGCAACUAUUUUUAGGAUGGUGUUUUGAUGCUGAGCUGAGCUUUAAAACCAAGACUAAGUCCAUAAGCAACAGCCUACUAAUUCUAUCUCUGUGAAUGGGAUCAGAAAUUAAGAGAAGAGUUUAGAUAGGAGAAUAUGCAUGCUUGGAACUUUUUUAGGGAGCUUUUUAAUGGUGAUAGUGUGAAAGCAAGAAUGGAGUUUUGGGGUGUAACAGAUGAUAGACACAGCCUCUAUCUGACCGAAAAAUCACAGCUUGCUGUAAGUAAAGCAGCAGAUCAGAUUACCCAACAUUACAGCCCAAAAUUUAGACUGAUUUGAGGCCCUAACUCUUGAAGACUGGGUUAUAGAUAAUCAUUCAAAUUACUAUUAUUUUCUUCUAUAACUUACUACCAUUCCUUUAAUACUGUGUAUCUUACCACCAGCUCUUAACUACCUUCAGAUUCUCAUCUCUCACUUUUUGUAUAACAGUUAGAACAAGGUGAAGAGGGGUGCAUUGGGUUUCCUCUUUUUUGUUUAAACCUGCAGCAAAUAUUUUUGUUCUUUUUAACAUGCAGCUACUUCCUGCUUCAGUUAAAAUAUUGUUCUAGUGCAAGUUUAAGGAGCCAAAUGGAAGGAUGUUGUGAAACUCAAAGGGAUUCAGAAAAGAUUCACAAAGAUCUUGCCAGGCUUGUGGGGUUUAAGCUGUAGGGAGAGGCUGAAUAGGCUGGGACUAUUUCCCUGAAGCUUUGGAGGCUGAGGGAUGAUCUUUAUACAGGUUACAGGUUUAUAAAAUCCACAAGGGGCACAGAUAUGGUGAAUAGGCAAGGUCUUUUCCCUAGGGUGGGGGUGUCCAGAAUGAGAUUGCAUUGGUGUGAGGUGCAAAAUUUAUAAGGGACCAAAGGGGUAACUUUUUCAUGCAGUGGGUGAUGCAUGUAUGGAAUGACCUAUUUCAGGACAUGGUGGAAGUUGGUACAGUUACAACAUUUAGAGUCUUUACAGUGUGGGAGCAGGCCAUUUGGCUCAUCGAGUCCACACUGACCCUCUGAAGAACAUACCAUCACCACUACCAUUCCACCAGUAACCCUGCAUUUCCCAUGGCUAAUCCAAUAGCCUGCACACAAUGGGCAAUUUAGCAUAGCCAAUCCACAUGAUGUGCAUACGUUUGGACUGUGGAAGGAAACCCACACAGCCACUGGGAGAAUGUGCAAACUCCACACAGUUACCUAAGGCUAGAAUUGAACUUGGGUUGCGACUGCUGUCUGGCAGCAAUGCUAACCAAUGAGCCACUAUGCCACCCUUUAAAAGACAUCUAGAUGGUGAUAUCAAAGGAAGGGUUUAGAGUGAUAUGGGCUAAAAGUUGGCAAAUGGGUCUAAUUAAUUUAGGAUAUCUGGUCAAGGUGGACGUGUUGGACUGAAGAGUCGGUUUCCAUGCUGUACAGCUCUAUGACUCUAAUUACGAGGUUUCCUUGAGUGCUGUUAUUGUUGACAGUAACUAACUGUUUGUACUUUAUUACCUUCUUUAUUUGUACUUUUAUAGCUUUCCCCCAAGCUUUCUGCUACUCUCUUUAUAAUGUAUUGUGAGCUCUGUUGUCCAAUAUAAUGCACUGGAAUAAUAAUUGCAAUUUAUAUCAAUUCUGUAUCUGUGUGUUUCAGUAGGGGGACCAUGAAGUCCA